Molecule: messenger RNA, 4954 nt
Organism: Haliotis rufescens (red abalone)
Lineage: Eukaryota; Metazoa; Mollusca; Gastropoda; Lepetellida; Haliotidae
Exons: 4
Coding region: 311-2614 (767 amino acids)
Biological process (GO): toll-like receptor signaling pathway; immune response
Cellular component (GO): membrane
Molecular function (GO): transmembrane signaling receptor activity
Source: RefSeq, a predicted model, not a curated record
UCAAGUGUGCUGAGUCGGAGACAUACUCUCACCUUAUCAGGUCGUGCGUGGUGUCCCCCUUCCCACCUGAGGAUCGGUUGUAUAUCAGAUCGUGGGAUGUGAACCUCAGAUUAUGUUUGAAGCCCGCAGUGGUACACUGGAGUUUUGAAUGCUGAUAUGUUGUGACAGAAGUAUCGUGACAAACUCUUCAUCCAAUGGCUCCGGUUCUGAGGAAUGUACUCUGUGUGUUUGACACCAUGAAGUUGUGUUUGCUUCAAACAUGCCGGUGGUAGCCUCACCAACGUAGCCUCAUCUCCAACCAUGGUUGACUAUGCAUACAUAUGUUCAUAUGCAUGACGACGAAGAUGAUGUACCUGGAAAUUUAGUUCUCUUUAAGAACAGAAAAAUGUUGCUGCUGAAAUUGCUACUUUGGGUCACGGCAUUUUCGUGUGUGUUGGGAACUUCAUCUUCAGUUGGGGAUGUUCCUUCUGGUCUGCCCUCUGGAAGUGAGGUCAUUCCACUAGAGGCCAUAGGACACCCGCCUUCGUUGUCACCUUCCACUACUGCAUCUGAUGAAACAUGUUGCCAAGCUCUACCCGGUAUAUGCGAUGCUGACGGUGAUUGCACUUUUGGAUAUACCACCUGUGCUAAGCUGUGCUUGUGUGUAUCAGGACUGCCGUCAUACAUGUGUGAAUACAUGCUGAAACAAAUACGUGAUGAACUCACAUCCUCCACCCAGCCUACAGUCAACUCAUCCUCAUCAGCAGAAACCAGUCCCACCUCCACAUCUACCUCCAUAACAACCGAUGGACAUGUUGAUACAGUUACCAUAUUUCCAUCCUCAUCAGUAGAUUCAGCACCAGGUUCUCCAUCCCCAUCUCCUUCAGAUAUCCUGGGAUUCACCUUCGAAUCGCCCAUCGUAUUACUCCAGUCUCAUGAUUCAAACCUUGUAUCUGCUACCCCAAGUCUUGAUGUAUCGCCAUCCUCUGUAUCUUCAACUCCAGGUACUCCGCCUCAUUUAAUCGCAUCAAAUGAUAUGGUCAUUGAAAAGGAACUUAUAACACCGACCUAUAAAUUGCAGACUGCAUCCACAACGUAUAUGACCACCCUGGAAUCCCCCACAACGAUGGAACCCCCUGCAUCAUCUCUUGGUCAUGGAGACAUAGAUAAUAGAAUAGGGCAAUUGCAUCAAAUUGAACCCAUCAUCAAAUCGAAUCAUUCCCAAACAACAGAUUCCAACAUCAUUGAGGGAGCAGGUCAAGAAAUGCCCACUGAGGACUUAUACUCGGAUUUUGUUCCCCCAACAAUGGACUCUGCCUCACCCUGUGAAAACUGUACGGGCACCUGUCUGUUUGAUUGGAACAGGGUGCCAAUGUUUGAAUGCGAGGAUGGGGAAGACCACAAGUGCAAUGCCUUCUAUUGUGGGGAUCACGGGGAGUGUGUAGAAGAUGCCAAUGAGGUUAAAUGUGAAUGCUUUGCAAACUACACAGGAAUAUUCUGUGAGCAUCGCUGUGAUCGUGACUGUGGAGAAAAAGGAGUGUGUACCUUCCUGAAUGAAACCAUGCACUGUGUGUGUAACUGGAAUUAUACUGGAGGACAGUGCGAUGAAUUAAAAACAACUCCGGCUCCAUUUGUGAAAGUUAACACAAUAGCUGUGAAGUCCGAGCCUUGGACAGUGAUCGGGGUCUGCAUUGGUCUGUUUGUCCUACUGUUCCUGCUGCUGGUCAUCCUACCCUACUGGACAUGGCGGAGACGCUGGCUACCCAUGAGGAAGCUGGUCCACUAUUUCCAGCAGUACGAGGAUGAUGAUGGAAAGGAGUUCGAUGCAUUUGUGUCGUACAAGUCUACGAAGGAGGAUGAGGACUUCGUGGUUCACAAGCUGUACCCCAAGCUGGAGAAGGAGCUGGACUUCAAGCUGUGCAUGCACUUCCGGGAUUUUCUGCCUGGAGAAACCAUUGCCAACAACAUAAUGAAGGCUGUUGAAAGCAGUAGACGUACUAUCAUUAUCCUGUCCCCAGCGUAUGUUGAGAGCGAAUGGUGUAUGCUGGAGUACCAGAAAGCUCAACAUGAGAUGCUGAAGAUGAAGCAUAGGAUUCUUCCAAUCGUGUUUGGGGACAUGUCUAAGAUGAAGCACAUGGAUAAGAAUCUGAAGCAGAUUCUCAACACUGUUACGUACAUUAAUUGGCCCGGGGAAGAAAACUCCAAGAAGUUAGACCGCUUUUGGAAGUUAAUGGUGUGUGGCUUGCCUAAGAAAAGGCAAGAUUCAGAUCAAAGCGAGACUUCCGGCGGAAGUAGUUCUAGUGACCUCCCUCUGACCUCUGUGACCGGAAGUCAUUUUCCAGACACUCUUUCCGAUGACGUUUUUCCCGAGAAGAUCGAUUCAGGCAAGACUUGUAGUGAUGAGUUUAAUGUGGAUAUUAUUGACACGAACGAUACAAAUAACAAGCACCGCGGUAAUGACACUGUGAUUAAUCUUUCAAAUGACAUUACGAAGGAUAGUUUCACCACAAACGGAAUCAACAAACCCUCAAGUGACGAUCAUGUGAUUGAAAUAAGAAAACUGCCUGGACAUAAACUGAAAAUAUUCCGUAAAUUCAAACUGGACUUGAACAUUGGAAGGAAGGCGGUCUCCUAGCGUUUGCUUCAAUAUUCACAGUUCUACUCAGGGGAAUGUUUCCAUUCAAGGACAAAAUGUGAAAAGUGUGACGCGAAACCUGUAUUGAUGCCAUGAUUUUGUGUGACACGAAGCCUUUAUUGAUGCAAUGCUUUUGUGUGACACGAAGCCUGUAUUGAUGCCAUGAUUUUGUGUGACGGGAAGCCUGUAUUGAUGCAAUGAUUUUGUGUGACACGAAGCCUGUAUUCAUGCCAUGAUUUUGUGUGACGCGAAGCCUGUAUUCAUGCCAUGAUUUUGUGUGACGCGAAGCCUGUAUUGAUGCCAUGAUUUUGUGUGACACAAAGCCUGUAUUGAUGCAAUGCUUUUGUGUGACGCGAAGCCUGUAUUGAUGCAAUGAUUUUGUGUGACGCGAAGCCUGUAUUGAUGCAAUGAUUUUGUGUGACUGUGUGACGCGAAGCCUGUAUUGAUGCAAUGAUUUUGUGUGACUCGAAACCUGUAUUGAUGCCAUGGUUUUGUGUGACGCGAAGCCUGUAUUGAUGCGAUAAUUUUGUGUGACGCGAAGCCUGUAUUGAUGCAAUGAUUUUGUGUGACUGUGUGACGCGGAGCCUGUAUUAAUGCAAUGAUUUUGUGUGACGCGAAACCUGUAUUGAUGCAGUGAUUGGCGGGACGCGAAGCCUGUAUUGAUGCAAUGAUUUUGUGGACUGUGUGACGAGAAGCCUGUAUUAUUGCAAUGAUUUUGGUGUGACGCGAAACCUGUAUUGACGCCAUGAUUUUGUGUGACGCGAAGCCUGUAUUGAUGCAAUUAUUUUGUGUGACGCGAAGCCUGUAUUGAUGCAAUGAUUUUGUGUGACUGUGUGACGCGAAGCCUGUAUUAAUGCAAUGAUUUUGUGUGACGCGAAACCUGUAUUGAUGCAGUGAUUUCGUUUGACGCGAAACCUGUAUUGACGCAAUGAUUUUGUGUGACGCGAAACCUGUUUUGACGCAAUGAUUUUACGUGACGCGAAGCCUGUAUUGAUGCAGUGAUUUUGUGCUUUGCCAGAGACGCAUAUCAGGGAACACUUUUGUAAACGUGGAUUAUUUCCUACUGUUACAUAUGCAUAUACUCCAUGACCAUGUGGCAGGUUGUGUCGUCAUAUAGCUGGAAUAUUGUUGAUUUCAGCGUAAAACAACAAACAAUUAAAUAAUGGGAUGUGGUGAUACUACAGCCGUUCGAAGUAGGAGGUAGCGAUAUGUAUUGAGGUGGCUCUUUAUGAAGACCAUAUCCAUUGAGGUUUCACACACGCAGUUAAGUGCGAAUAAGACAUCAAGUUUCCACAACUCGACCCAAUUUUUUUAUAAAUUUAAAGAUCACUAUGAAGACUGUGGAACUUGAGAAUUGAGAAGAAACAACAGUUGACAAAAUAAUUGAUCAUCACAGACACGUGAUGCACAUUCUAGUACAAGCCUUUUCUUUAAUAUGCAUCAAUUCUUUCAAAAUGUUCCAUCGUUCAUGAGUUAAAGUUUUGUAUGGUAACGCCGGCAACUGUAUCGCAAUGGGGAAUGGAAGACACCUAACAAGCAAAGCAAAACAAAGGGCUUUAACCUAGGGAUUAAACCAUUUGACUGCAGUGUGGCGAAGGUGACGAAACAUGCUACCAAACCACAAUUUCGAACGGCCAUUAUGUAUUGUUUAGUGUAGCGUACAGACAAGGGCGGGAGUGGAGUUGUAAAUACGUCACAUGUAAAUAGUUCUUGUGUAUUAAGUGAGUUGAGUCGUAUCGACAGCUACGUAUUGUUUUUAUUUUUACAUAAUUUACAGAAUGUACAGUACUGUUCAAAACAAAGUCUCCUCGAUAGCGAGACAGGCGUGCUCUGAGGUAGGAUUGUUUGUAAACUAAAAGACAAAAUAAGCUUCCAAACGAUCUCAGCCUUCAAAUCCAACGUCCCCCCGGUUGCAUUCGAGGAGAGGUUUGUUUCGACUGGUACUGUAGUAUUGAUCUCAGGGUGAAAACACGCUGUUGAGAAUGCCAAUAUUAACCAUAUGAACAGAUAAUAUAUCUUGGUAAACUUUGUAUAUAUUAUCAAAUAAAUGUCAUAAUUUGUUGUAUUUAAAAAAGAUGUAGAGUUUACUUUUUAUUAUAUAAUCUACCUCUGUAUAUCCGUCAGUGAAAGAAGUGGUUAUCCGCCCCACUGUUUAUUUCACGUUAAGGUGAUGUUAGCUGCGGUAUUCAUUUCCAAUCACCGUAUUCUUGAAUAAGAUCAACCAAAUAAAUAAAAGCGACAAACCCCUUUCAAUAAUAAAAAGGACCCGUGAAAAUUCCGGGGUAGAAUAGGUCUUAAGCAACCCAUACUUGCCGUAAAAGGCGACUAUGCUUGUCGUAA